Messenger RNA from Dromaius novaehollandiae (emu), 6090 nucleotides. RefSeq names its product REST corepressor 1 (gene RCOR1). The record is from RefSeq and is a predicted model, not a curated record. Gene Ontology annotation, biological process: negative regulation of DNA-templated transcription; regulation of transcription by RNA polymerase II. The transcript has 12 exons. Gene Ontology annotation, cellular component: transcription regulator complex; histone deacetylase complex. Gene Ontology annotation, molecular function: transcription corepressor activity. Bases 338 to 1681 code for a protein of 447 amino acids. NCBI's taxonomy places the organism in Eukaryota, Metazoa, Chordata, Aves, Casuariiformes, Dromaiidae.
GGGGCUCGGCGCAGGCAGCAGCGCAGGUUGAACGGAGUCCCGGCGCAGGGCUGGGAUGAGCCUCAAAGUUCGGGGCGCCCGUCGCGGGGGAUGUAGCGCUCCCGUCGCCGCCGCCGCUGCCGCGCCCGGCCCGCCCCGGCCCCCGCCCGCCCGCGACUCUGCCCGCCCCGCCCGCCCCCGGCGCCACCCCCGGCCCGCCCGGCCCGGCCCGGCUCAGCUCGGCUCGGCUCAGCUCAGCUCAGCCCGGCUCAGCUCAGCUCAGCCCAGCGGCCCCCCCCCCCCCACCACCAGUUUUUAAACUCCGCUCUGCCUCCUUGCGCGCUCCCCCCCGCCCCAAAUGCCAGCCAUGAUCGAGAAGGGCCCGGAGGUCUCGGGGAAGCGCAGGGGCAGGAACAACAAUACGGCCGCCGGCGCCAGUAAUAACGGGAAUAAUAAAAGUUUGGCCGCGGCCCCCAACGGGAACAGCAGCAGCAACUCCUGGGAGGAGGGCAGCUCGGGCUCCUCCAGCGACGAGGAGCAUGCAGGCGGCGGCAUGAGGGUCGGGCCCCAGUACCAAGCCGUCGUGCCCGAUUUCGACCCCGCCAAACUUGCGAGGCGAAGUCAGGAGAGAGAGAAUCUCGGCAUGCUGGUCUGGUCACCUAACCAGAAUCUCUCUGAAGCAAAAUUGGACGAAUACAUUGCCAUUGCUAAAGAGAAGCAUGGAUACAAUAUGGAGCAGGCCCUUGGGAUGCUGUUCUGGCACAAGCACAACAUCGAAAAAUCUUUGGCAGAUCUGCCAAACUUUACUCCGUUCCCAGAUGAGUGGACAGUGGAAGACAAGGUCUUGUUUGAACAGGCCUUCAGCUUCCAUGGGAAAACCUUUCACAGGAUCCAGCAGAUGCUUCCUGACAAAUCAAUAGCCAGCCUGGUGAAAUUUUACUACUCCUGGAAGAAGACAAGGACUAAAACUAGCGUGAUGGACCGUCAUGCUCGUAAACAAAAAAGGGAACGUGAGGAAAGUGAGGAUGAAAUGGAAGAAACGAAUGGAAAUAACCCUAUUGAUAUUGAAGUUGAACAAAACAAGGAGAGCAAAAAGGAGGUGCCGCCCGCCGAAACCCUUCCUCAGGUGAAGAAAGAAAAGCACAGUACACAGGCCAAGAACAGAGCGAAGAGGAAACCUCCCAAAGGAAUGUUCCUUUCCCAAGAAGAUGUAGAGGCCGUUUCUGCCAAUGCAACAGCUGCUACGACUGUACUCAGACAACUGGACAUGGAGUUAGUCUCAAUCAAACGACAGAUUCAGAAUAUCAAACAGACAAACAGCGCUCUCAAAGAAAAACUUGAAGGUGGGAUAGAACAAUACAGGCUUCCAGAGGUCGUUCAAAAAUUUAAUGCACGUUGGACCACGGACGAGCAGCUUCUUGCUGUGCAAGCAAUCAGGAAAUAUGGCCGAGACUUUCAGGCAAUCUCUGAUGUGAUUGGAAACAAAUCUGUGGUGCAAGUCAAAAACUUUUUUGUAAAUUACCGACGUCGCUUCAACAUAGAUGAAGUUCUACAGGAGUGGGAGGCAGAGCACGGCAAAGAGGAGACAAAUGGAACCAAUAGCCAGAAGCCUGUAAAAUCUCCUGAUAAUUCCACUAAAAUGUCAGAAGAAGAAGAUGAGGCUACUUCUGUUCUUGAUGUCAGAUAUGCAUCUGCUUCGUGAGAAGGUGCUGUAGCCUAGAACAAUUUGUGUUGACUACUGUGUUAUCCAGGAUAUCAGGUAUUAGCAAACCUCAGACAGCCAUCUGCAUCAUAUCUGUGGACAAGCAGCUAUUACCAAAAAAGGCAAACGCUUCCAGUCCUGUGCUACAUCUGCCUUAAUCUCCCCUCAUUCCUCCAUACUGCCUCCACUUUCUUUCAAAAGCUCCCAGGUAGCUCAGCUCUCCAUUUCAUCAACGUCCUGCUUAAGCAUGGGGAUUUCUAGAACCAGUAACACCUGUCUGUAAAUUUUGACCAACCUGCAAAACCAGGAGCUUCUUAGCAGCCCCACAGUAACUCUACACAUUAGGAGUUCUUAUAAUACUUGGUCCGUAGGGUAUAAGUAUGUAUUGCUGCAUGGCCUUGUGGUCUCCGCUUCCUGUGUAUUCUUACGAUGACACUAUUAUUAGCGAGCUUUCUAUAAAGGAGAGGCCUGUGCACAUGCCAGUGGUGUCAGGUUUGUUCUGAAAUGACAGGGCCUGUUAACAAGCAAUCGUGAAUAAUGCAAAGUGAUAGGAAAUGUUAUUUCUGAGGUUGGGUCAGUCCAAGGUUGUAAAUGUAACUCAUUACACUUCUGGUUUGUGCAAUUCUUUCCACUGUAUUUGUGUGUUCUUGCUUCAUAGAAAGCUCCCUAACUGAGCAUUUUAUUCCUGUAUAUUUUAAUGGCUUUUAUUUAGUGCAAAAGGGAAUACGUAACCUGAAACUGUUUGAUACGCUAUUUAACCCCUGGCAUUCAGCAUUUGCAUUGUAACUUGUUAAAUGAGUGCUACACAACUUUCUUUUUCCUGAUCCUCUGUGGGAUUAAGUCAAAACAAACUUUCUCUGGUGCCUCUCCUUUUGGAAUAUGUGCCUUUUUACAUUUGGCUACCAUAGGUCACUCUCUGUCCCAGUGUCUCAUUCCUCUUCAGAGCGCUGUUUGCCAAAGACAUCAAACUACUUCUCCCACUGGAAGCCUGUACAAGGGUUGGAACACAAAAUUCAGCCUCCAAAAAGUAGUUUUUGGUCUCUUGGAACUUUAAAUAGAGGAGAACCGGGUUAAUUUCAUUGGCCAUUUUAACCCUUCUGAAGCACACAUCGCUUUCAUGUUCUGAACCAAAAUAUGCAAUUUAUAAUCUAAGAGGUGCUUUUCCAAAUACUUGGUGCGUGCAGCUUUCAAAUCCCCCGCCCUCUGCUCAGAGGACCUGUGCUGUGGCCUACCUGGCUGGUUUGAACUGGAGCUGUUCUUCAAAGUCCUGUAUUCAGGCUUUGCACCUUGACUGAGAUGUUUGCUACUGACUGCCAAGCAGACAGUAUUUAGAGAAGCUCGAAGCAGCAGUAUUACUUUUUGGCCAGUGGAAAGCUGCAAAAUAACACUAGUCAUUUAAAAAUGGUUAACUUAAUGAUGUUGGAAGAAACCAAAAGAUGUCUUUCGGGUGCAGAAAAGGACCUUCUUUGCCCCUCUUUCUCUAGAGGGUUUGAGCCAGGAUGGCACACAGCAGUGUGUGGCACCAGCCUUUCUUAACUCAACCUGAGAUGAGCUAGGCCACGUCCUAUGGCUGAGGUGCUCCAACUCGGAGUCUAGCCCCACACUUGGUGCUGAAGUUUGAGCAGCUGGGCCAUGCUGUGCUCUGUGCUGUGACUGCUCCUUUCCCUGUACCUGGGCAAGCUAGCUUAGAGCCGGCCUGCUAACACAUACAGAGCUGCGAUCACACCUUCAGUGUAGGCAUAACCCCAGGGAAGGCAGGGGAAGUGGCCUCGUUUAGCACUGUGGUUGUCUCCUCCUUGGACCUUGGGUGGAGGAAGUGUUUCAACAUCAGGAAUCAGGUGAUGACACGAAAUGUGAAGGAGCGGAUAAGCAUAUCCUAGGGCAAGGCCAGAAAGUGCUCAUUUCAGCUGCUUCUGCAGCUAUUUCUGAACACCUUUAUACUGGUAGCUCCAGACAGAGCCUCUUAGGUGCUGGGAGGUUGGAAGGGAGCUAUUCCCUGCUCUGUGUGUCAGAAACCUGUAAUCCCUUAAGGCAGCCCGAGUUAGUGGCAACAUCUCUACAGCUAUUUAUGUGAACUGGCAGCUCUGGUGGUGGACCUGCACGCGCUCCUCUGGUCUGCAUAAGCUGGGGAUGGGGAGUCUCUAACGAGAAAGGACAGUAGUUGCUCGCCAGUGUGAAUUAGGAUUACAGAUGGGCAAAGAGCACUAUGAAUUCAGCUGACACUUCUGGUGUAAAGCAGUGCUGCUCAUUAGAAGUACUCUAGUAUAAACUUCCUGCUGGUAGAAAUGUUCUGGGACAGGCUCUUGCCACUGUAAGAGGACUGUGUAGACUUGCACCCCAGCAGGUGAAAUUCAUCUGUAAAAGCUUCUACUGGCUAGUUAGUUACCUGUGAGGACUUGUCAUAGGUUUUUGCCCUCAAAUCUCUCCAUCUUGUUAUCAGAAAAGUUGUGUUUUGGCUUCAUCCCCAAAGGGUGGGGGGAAACAUGUAUAAUUCAUGAUAUUAGGAAGAAAAAAGUUGUUUGAUUACUUUUCAGUUGACUGCUAUCUUAUUGUAGUUGAUACAUACAAUAUAAUAGCACUGUAUUUUAAACGUUUAGUUUUUUUACAUUCUCUUUAACUAUUAUGUUUUUAAAUGCGAUAAAAUCAUUUUAGCUUUUAAAAGUUUAAAUGGUUUGGUCUUGUUUAAGUGAAGACCCUUUUUUUCCUUUUUUUUUUUUUUUUUUUUUUUAAUGGAUCAAGCAUUAGAUAUACCAACUGGUUGCAUUCUGAUUAGAAGGGUCCACAAAGAUUACUGCAUAAGACAUAGAAUACUCAAAUUUUGUUUCUUAAACUAUCAAUGUGAAUGUCAUAAUUAUAUAUAUUUUGUGGAAAAUGGGAAAUUAUUUCUCCUAAGUAUAAGUUAUUGUGCAAAAUAUGGUAUCGUUAAAGAAAAUGAUAGUUUAAGUUUUAGUUUUAGAAAUCUUAAAGAUAUAAAAGUGUAUUGCAUAUGCAUAAAAAAAUUUCAUUUGUUCUAUUUAAUUUUUAUGUAGUUGUGUAAAGUGCUAGGUAACUUCUUUUUUCGCUUAUCCAUUAAAACAACCUUGUUACUUGAAUAUUCGUGUUUAACUGGUUUGAAACAGUGAUCAAUUUUUGUAAAAUAAUCUUAUAACCAAGGGAAAAAAAUACAUGCCUCAGUUGUGCUUAACAAUAUAGCAACAAUGUACAAUCAGAUGCUUAAGACCAUAGUAGCCAUAGCUGGUAAUGCAACCACAAUGGUUGUGUCUUGAUAUAUUUAAUACCAAUGGGGAUAAUGAAUUCUUAAUAUAUUUUUACAAGUUUGCAACCAGGAAGACCCCAUAAAUAUUCACUAGAACACUUUUGUAAUAGCUAAUACGAGUGAAACUCUUAUUCUCUUAAAGCAAUGUCCUGACAAACGUUUUUCUUUCCUGUACAAACACAUCUGAAACAUUAUGUAUUAAAAUAUGCUCAUUGUCACUUUAAAUUUCAGUUUUUAUCCUCUAAAUCGCUAAUAUGCUGUUGGUAUUCUUGCACACCAAAUAUGAGCCAAACAGUGCAUUACACUAACUUGAUCACUGGAUUUGUGAACAUAAAUCUCCAAGUCAAUGAACUGCAAAAAUGUCAUGAGAGAUUUUUUCUGAUCUGUGUUUUUUCAAAUCUGUAUGAAAUUAUGCGUAGCCCAUUCAACAAUGAGUGGCCUGAUAUUUACACUUAAAAUCAUUUUAUUAGCUCCAGCUUGUCUUCAGCAAGUCAAAAUCUAGUGAUCUUGUGCAAUGCCCCUAAAGCAAAUACUUUCUGCCACUCCCUGGAUUAAUGCAGCUUUUCCUGUUGAUAGUAAAGCACAAUUGCAGUGAAAGUUACAGUUCAGAAGAUGGAAGGUCAGUAUAGUCUAUGCAUGUUGUAUAAUAAUGAGUGUUUACAUUCAUAUUCUCCUAAAAUAAAAUUUAUACUGGAGUGUAUAGUAUUCCAUUAUGUAGAUUUUAUCAAUUUUGUUAACUGCUUAUAGAUUGCUUAAAAAAAGUUUUUUCAAGAUUUUAAAAGAUGUAUAAGGUUAAGUUUGCAAAUAUAAUGGAAAUGCUGUAUAGCUUUUGAAGUGAUAAAAUACUCGUUGGGAUUUUAAAGAAAGUAUGUUGUAAUAAUGCUGUUGUAAGUAAUAUUUUAAAUGUCUUUUUUGCCUGUUUUCUAUUAUUCAGCACACUUACUGUGAUGAAUGUUCAUAGCAUUAUAAAAUUGCUUAGCCACUGAAAAGUAACAUUUGGUUUUGAAUUAUUUUACUGUAUGAGGAAUUAUAGUGGGGUAAAUUCCUUUGUGAAAUUCUACAUAAUUCAUUUUUCUAUGAUUUCCAAUGUUUGCUGACAUGAAAUAAAAUUUUUUCAAGCCAUUGAUGUAAUAAAAUAUGUAGUAAAACAUUA